AUGAAAGCCCUCGUAUACCGUGGUAAUGGUGUUGUCAAAUUGGAGGACAAAGACAAACCUGUUCUUAAAGAUCCAACUGACGCAAUCGUCAAAAUCAAAUACACAACCAUAUGUGGUUCUGAUCUUCACAUCCUUCACGGGUUCGUGCCGACAUGCAAGGAAGGGACAACUAUCGGUCAUGAAGGUGUCGGCGUUAUAGAAGAGAUUGGUGACGGUGUCAAAGCAUUCAAACAGGGCGACACCGUACUCAUCUCAUGCAUGUGGUCAUGUGCCACCUGUAAGAUGUGUCGUCGCGGACUUCUUUCUCAUUGCGAGAAGGAAGAGGGUGGAUGGAGACUUGGACACACCAACGACGGCACACAGGCAGAGUAUGUCCGUAUUGCAAUGGCCGAUUCCAGUCUCCACAAACUGCCACAAGGGGUUGACGAAAAGGCAGCAGUAAUGUUGAGUGAUAUUUUGCCAACAGGAUAUGAAGUUGGGGUUCUCGCGGGUGACGUUCGUCCUGGAGCGACUGUCGUGGUGGUCGGGGCAGGGCCUAUUGGUCUUUCUGCUUGCAUGACUGCGGGUUUAUUGUCCCCUUCUUUGCUUAUCGCGAUCGAUAGAGACCCCUCGAGACUCGAGGUAGCGAAGCAAUUAGGUGCCACUCAUACAAUAGAUAACAGCAAAGAGGACGCGGCUGCGAAGGUGAAGGAGCUCACUAACGGCGCUGGAUGUGAUGUUGUGAUCGAAGCUGUGGGCUAUCCAGCAACGUUCGAGCUUUGUCAGGAACUGGUAGGCUUUGGUGGAAGGAUUGCUAACAUUGGUGUUCAUGGAGAACCUGCUAAGCUUCAUAUUGAGAAGCUUUGGGGCUACAACAUUGCUAUUCACAUGGGCUUCGUGAACACAACAACAACACCGACCUUGAUGCGGAUGUUCGAGGCUGGGACACUCAAGCCCGAUCAGCUCAUAACUCAUGAAUUUGACCUUAAGAAAGAUGGAGAACAAGCAUAUGCAACCUUCGGUGCUGCUGCAGAGCACAAAGCGCUGAAGAUGAUUCUGACGAAUCUUUGA
Lithohypha guttulata is the source of this 1050-nucleotide messenger RNA. RefSeq lists its product as uncharacterized. Gene Ontology annotation, molecular function: oxidoreductase activity; zinc ion binding. Lineage: Eukaryota; Fungi; Ascomycota; Eurotiomycetes; Chaetothyriales; Trichomeriaceae. The transcript has 3 exons. Bases 1 to 1050 code for a protein of 349 amino acids. The record is from RefSeq and is a predicted model, not a curated record.